CAUUCACUGUGUUUUGAUUAUACUUGAUUAUCAUUUAAAAACAUUUAUAUGUCUUUUGCAAAACUUGUGUAAAGUUCAAAGGUCAAUGUCACAGUCAGAGAUCUAAUAGCAUGCAAUCGAUUAUGUAUGUGAAUUAUUUCUGGCUAAUCUGUACAAUUUUGUAAUGAUCAAAUACAUAAGCAUUUAUUAAAGGAUAAACAUACUUUUCAGAAGGCAUCUUUCAUCGGGUUGAUAGUAAACAAGCCUUUCAAACAAAAAUGUGCGUGAGGAAAAGAUGAUAGACAUUUAAAUAUCUACCGCAAUGAAAGACAUCCACAAAAUCAAAAUAAAGAUCAAGGUUUUGAGUCCGCAUCAUAAAGGUCAAGGUAUGACCUUUAAAGUUUCCAUCUUGAAGGUCAAUGUCCCCAGCUUAAAGGUCAAGGAAACACAUUUCAAACCCUAUCUUGGUUUCAACAGUAUUUAUUCAUUUGACAAUAACACAUCAGCAUAUUACAAGUAUACAGAACAAAGGGAUCUGAGAGAAAGCUUAGAGGACAUUCUGUUACCGAGAUGAAAGAUGUCAAGAUACGAUGAAGAUUUGUAUGACAACCCAUUUUUCAUCUAUUUGGAAAAGCAACUGAAACCUCUCUUCGACAAAGCUGCAAGUAACAGAUGGAUAGUCUGUAUUCCAAGGUAUGCGGCAGUGAAGGACGAAAAGUUAUCCCAGUCUGAUGGUGAAGACCACAUACUUGUCCCCUCUCCUGGGAGUGAAUCUGCUUUUUCCACUGUCUCUAAACAUACUGUGACAGUUCAACAAGGAGUGAUUGUCCUGGGUAAUGGUUUUAAACACAAAAAGAAGGUUGAGAUUCUAUUUGAGGAGACCUUUUUCAACUCGAGUGAUGAGAGCUACCGCGUAUUGUGUGUCGGAGAGUUGUUCAAUAGGGACAAAAUUGCUGAAAACAAAGACAAGGACUCUGUUGACUACAGUCGUCCACCAGCCACAUACGAAGAAUGCUACAAAAUUCUUUGGGGAAUUACAGGAAGCACAAGAACGAAGGAGAGUUUGGACAAAGUACUGCUGACUUUCUGCGCGGAAUACCAAAGGUUUACUGGUGACAUUACUCCAAGCCUGGUGGACUUGGUAACUGGACAGGUCACAAAAUCUAUGCAGAUAGUUCUCAAAGAUCAAACUAUUAAAAGGAACAUAAAGCAGUAUGAUAUGUACAUGGCCAGCCUGAAACUUUCAGUUGAGAUGUACUUCAUGAAUGCAGUCCACAAGCACCUGUUUGCCACAAUCACAAACUGCGUAAGAACGACAGAUGCUAACUUGAACAAGAUGAAUCGCAACCUGGUUGACGUGCGUCUCGAACACCUAGAUGUGCGCCCAGAGUAUGAUCAGAAUCUUCCGGCAGCUCGCAAGGAACUGUCCAUGUUGAAUCAAUAUAGUACGCCACUUGGAAGGUUGCUCUGUUUGAAGAGGGUCAUAACAGCUCUUCUUCGACCAAUCAAGGGGCAGGAAAAUGAUGGAAGUCUAAUGAUUACGACAGAUGACCUGCUACCAUUACUCAUCUACCUUGUUAUAAAGUCACCAAUCAACAACUGGACAGCCAACCUGAUGUACAUGAAACACUUUCUGUUGUCCAGGGUCACAGAGACUGACGAGUUCAGUUUCUACCUGGCAACAACUGAAGCUGCUUUGGACUACAUUCCUUCUGGGAAUCUUACAACAAACACAAAGCCAACAGUCCCAAGACGAGAGCCUGGCUACACGAGGCAAGGAUCCACCGGGUCUCUCACCUCUACCAAGGAAAAGUUCUUCCAGUAUGUGCAAUAUGGGGAUGAGGCUGCAGUUAAGAUGAUGUUGAAGAAACCCACAAGUGAGGCAGACAACAUUUUGUCCAAAAUGUGCCAUCCACUGUGUACCUGUGAAAAAUGUGCAGAGUUACAGAGCAAGUCCUCACAGAAUUCAGGGGCUGUUACUCCAAUUGUCAGAGAUGAUAUGGGGCGCACUGCCCUUCACCUUGCGGCAUUCUAUGGUCAGGCGGGCCUAAUUGAUAUUCUUGUGAAGUUAAGAUGUCUCACAGAUGCCUCAGACUACCUUGGAUGUACUCCGCUACACAUGGCCACCUUAAAGGGACACCAAAACGUCAUAUUGCUGUUGGUCCAUUUUGGAGCAGAUAUCAGUGUCGCAGACAAUGAAGGAAACACACCCCUCCAUCUGUGUGCAAAGAAUGGACAUGAGGAUUGUGUGAAAGCGAUCCUUUUCCUGGACAUAUUGAAGAGUCGACUGAACGUGAACGCCCAGAAUGACAUGGGAGAUACUCCACUACAUCUAGCAGCCAAGUGGGGAUAUGAGGGGAUUGUGAACUUUCUUCUGGAAUCUGAGGCUGACCCCAGAGUUCGCAACCGUAAACGUCAGACUCCACUCAACGUGGCCCAAAACCCUGACAUCAAGAAAGCCCUGCAGAUUGUGCUAGAUGACCCUCCACCAUUGAUCUACAGGCACCCAGAGUCCACCAUCAAACCAGUACAUUAUUCCAAAGGAACUGUUACACCUAAUCCAAAAAACACCAUCCCCACCCUGUCCCCAGCUCCAACCCCUAAUGGUCAAGAUGACCAGUCACCCGAGACCCCGCAUGGCUUUGAAAUUGUGGAUGUUAGAGACAGAUCCCCUGUUCAACUGGUAGAUAACUCCAGUAAGGAAAUGAUGUCACCAAGAACUCCAGUAGUUGCCUCCCUUGAUCAGGCAGAAAACACACGGCAAGUAGAGAAAUUGUUCAAGGCCAUAGCUGCAAAGGAUAUUGAACUGGUGAAAUACCACUUUGGCUGGAUGGAUUCUGACACCAGUGAGAGUCCAUCUCCAAUAUCCAGACAGGCGACGGCCUCAGAUAAAAUGUGUCACCCACUAUGCCAGUGUGACAAAUGUCUAGAUAUUCAAAAGCAUUCCAACAUGAAUUGUGUGUCCAUUAACUGCCAGAGCAAGAGAGGAUUUGCCCCAUUGCACACGUGUGUUAUAGAGAACAAUCUAGAAGUGUUUACGCUACUGUUGAAAAAAGGAGCAUUCGUUAACAUACUGACAAACAAACAUAUUACUCCGCUACAUCUCGCAUGCCAUCAUGACCGGCCUCAGAUGGUGCAGUUGUUAUUGCAAUGCGGGGCGGAUGUAAACCUACAGGACCAAUAUGGAGAGUUAGCCCUACACCUUGCGUGUGCCAAGUCUAGUCCAAAUGUAGUACAACUGCUUAUAAAGAAAAACAGCAGACUUGACGUAUGCAACACAAAUGGCAACACGCCUCUCCACCAUACUGCAAUACGAGGCUGUUUUGAGUCAACCAAACUCCUGCUUCAGAACGGUGCCAGACCGGACGUUGUCAACAAACACAACCAUUCACCACUGGAUGUGGCAAAGAGUGAAGAAGUCAGACAACUUUUGCUUAAAGAAUUAGAAACACUUCCCCCUAUAUCGGAGAAAUCGGACACUAAAAACGAAGAUAUUUUUAACCAUGGAGGUUUGAACACUGUUCAUAAAGGUACUUUUGGCACUUUAAACAAGCCAGCAGACGGAGGCAGGCACCAGUCAUCUGAUCCAAAACUUUUAAAUCAAUCGUCUACUACUAGAUGCCAUUCUCUACACAAAAGUAGAACUUUUGACGGUGGGCCAGUAAUAACGCCGGAUAGAGAAAAUUUAAGUCUUUCAAUAAAAACUUUUGACAAACAAAGGAAACUUAAAAGGUCUAAGACCUUUGACCAUAGCUCGCCAAAUAUAGAUAAUCCUGAAUUAAAAUUGUCGUUAUCAAUUCAGCACUUUGAUAAAGUGAACAGUUUAAGACAUGUUGAAAUUACGGAUAAAAGUCGUGCUAUGUUAGAGCAAUUGAAAUUGCCACUAGAAAUUCAGCAUUUUGAAACCGGGACUCUGAAACACGUGGAGCCAUUAGAUAAAAGUAGUCCCAUGUAUAUUUAUGAAAUAAGUCGUGAUACAAGUUGCUAUAGCGAUUACUGUGAUACUCCUAUGGUCGAAAAAACAGAAGAGUUCCAAUUCAAGGGAGAUAAAUUUGUUGACAAGUGUAGUAACACUGAUUCAGAUCAAUCAACAGUUUCAAAAGAAAAUAUAACAGGAGAAUCAGAAGUGUGUGAAACACCAGAUGAUACUUUAUUUGAACAUUCAAGAACUGGAGAUCAUGUUGAUGAGUUGCAGCAUGGUAGAGCGGUCACUAAUAGUAGUGAAUUAAAAAAUGGCGGUGAUGAUAUAGAUGCAUUUUUAAAAGAACGUGAUACUACAGACAAAGUGCUAUAUGAACCGAUAUCUUCCAUUAAUUCUAGUAUGGAUUUGCCAGAUGAAGAUAUUGAAAAUUGCACCUGAAACGUUUGUUUCAGUGCGAACAUUAAUUGACCAAAAUAAUUGUAUAAUCUGUAAAGGAAAUCAAUAAUGUGUCGUGGAUUGUUUAUGGAUAUACUAUUUCAAUUAACUGGUUUUUAAUCAAUAAAUGUUAUCUUGUUGUAAACCUUAAAGUUCAUAUGCGUGAGUCCAACCAUAGGUCUUUGCCUAACCGAAUUAAGAUACCAGAACUGAUUUCUACUAUCAA
Molecule: messenger RNA, 4562 nt
Organism: Mya arenaria
Lineage: Eukaryota; Metazoa; Mollusca; Bivalvia; Myida; Myidae
Product: ankyrin repeat domain-containing protein 27-like
Exons: 27
Coding region: 557-4339 (1260 amino acids)
Biological process (GO): neuron projection morphogenesis; early endosome to late endosome transport
Cellular component (GO): tubular endosome; neuron projection; plasma membrane
Molecular function (GO): SNARE binding; guanyl-nucleotide exchange factor activity
Source: RefSeq, a predicted model, not a curated record